AUGCCGCGGGCAGAAGUGCCUCCUGAGGACGAAUGGUCGCAGGAAGCCGCAGAAACCUUCUGGUGGGGCAAUUGGAGAGAUCCCAAGAACUGCUUGUACCCUUGGCUGUAUGAGGAUGGCAUACCUCGUUCAACCUACCCGAUGAAGGAUGAUUGGGGCGUGCAGCCCUUCCCUGUAGACUAUGACUCAGACUGGGCACAGGGACGCACACAAUGGGAGGUCUACUUGGAUGCUUAUGAUGCAUGGAUAAGGGAAACGAGUCGCCUUAUCGAAGUCUACAAGCGCAAGGUGGAAGACAUGGACUAUGAGGAGAGUCGUGAGGUGUAUCAGGGCAAGUACCCCGAUGCACCAGAGUAUCCAUCACUUCACGCCAAAGUUUUGCAGGCUGCGGCGGAACCAGAUGUUGUGGCUUUGGCGGAUGCCUUGGAAGAGGCUGAGAGCGACCCAAAUUGUAAGGACUGCGCUCUUUGGACUCCUUUGAUGUAUGCAGCCAUGGCUGGCAGUUUAGAAUGUGUUGAGCAGCUUGCCUGCGAGGCAGGAAAGGAUGGAGGAGGGAGGCAGCUAGUGGAGAAUUUACUGCACAUCAAGCCAUUUGCGAGUUGCAUCCGCAUGUCGUUGGUGAGUGUGCAAAUGGGAACUUGA
Molecule: messenger RNA, 642 nt
Organism: Durusdinium trenchii
Lineage: Eukaryota; Dinophyceae; Suessiales; Symbiodiniaceae
Source: the annotation of a GenBank genome assembly